Messenger RNA from Sinocyclocheilus rhinocerous, 2199 nucleotides. Its product is annotated as cholecystokinin receptor-like. The coding region runs from base 44 to 1372 and encodes 442 amino acids. Gene Ontology annotation, cellular component: plasma membrane. The transcript is spliced from 5 exons. Gene Ontology annotation, biological process: neuropeptide signaling pathway. The record is from RefSeq and is a predicted model, not a curated record. NCBI's taxonomy places the organism in Eukaryota, Metazoa, Chordata, Actinopteri, Cypriniformes, Cyprinidae. Gene Ontology annotation, molecular function: neuropeptide receptor activity; gastrin receptor activity.
AAUUGAUUUAGAAACCUAUACUCCUACCAGUUCUCGUGGGUCAAUGGAUUUACAGAAAAUGAACGAAAAUCAGAUCCCGUUUUGGGAAUGUUCAAGAACCCCAGACAAUUCCAGCUUUAACACAUCUGCGUUGGAAGUUAACGCCACCUGUAGCAAUGCGUCAAUAAUUCAGAAAUUCAAACCCACACGACCAAAAGAAAUGGACUCUGUGAGGAUUAUCCUUUACUCACUUGUCUUUCUCCUGAGUGUUUUUGGGAACCUGCUGAUCAUUGUGGUCCUAAUAGUAAACAAGAGAAUGCGGACCGUCACUAACUCCUUCCUGCUCUCGCUGGCUAUUAGUGAUCUCAUGAUGGCCAUCUUCUCCAUGCCCUUUAAUCUCAUCCCCAGCCUGCUGGAGGACUUCAUCUUUGGCGCUGCGAUGUGCAAGAUAGUCGCCUAUUUCAUGGGUUUAUCUGUCAGCAUCUCCACCUUCAGUCUGGUGGCCAUUGCCAUUGAAAGAUACAGCGCCAUUUGCAACCCGCUGAAGUCCAGGGCAUGGCAGACCCGUUCUCAUGCCUACAAGGUCAUCGCUGCCACAUGGAUACUAUCUGUGGGUAUCAUGGUGCCCUAUCCUGUGUUUAGUGUACUGGUGCCAUUCAACAAGCCGAACAACAUCACAGCUCACAUGUGCAGGCUUGACUGGCCCAUCAGUCAUGUGGAACAGACUUGGUACGUCUUGUUGCUCUUCAUUCUGUUCUUCAUCCCAGGUGUGGUGAUGAUAAUUGCCUACGGUCUCAUAUCCAGAGAACUUUAUAGAGGGAUUCAGUUUGAACUGGAGCAGAAGAAAGACUCUAGUGGCGUAAAGAAUGGGUUGAACAGCGCACUGUCUUCUGGCCAUGAUGAGAGUGAUGGGUGUUAUAUCCAGGUCCCAAAGAAGCCCCCCGCUAUGGAACUUUCUGCUCUGACCACCUCUGGCACCGUCAAGGCGGACCGUCCACGGAGCAACACCUCAGAGGCAAAGCUCAUUGCCAAGAAACGAGUGAUCCGAAUGCUGAUCAUUAUAGUUGCCAUGUUCUUCGUAUGCUGGAUGCCUCUAUACUCUGCCAACACCUGGAAGGCUUUUGACCAAAAAUCAGCCCAGAGUGCGCUUUCCGGAGCUCCCAUCUCCUUCAUUCAGCUGCUGUCCUACACCUCAGCCUGUGUCAACCCCAUCAUCUACUGCUUCAUGAACACCCGCUUCCGCAAGGCUCUCUUGGCCACCUUUGGGUGUUGCAGGCGGCCGUGCCAGAACCGGAGGAAGAGGAGGGAAGGUGAUGAUGAGAUCACUGGAGUCACAGGGGCGUCCAUAACAAAGUUCAGUUAUACCACUGUUAGCACGGUAGGGCUGUGUUAGCAUUAGCAUUGCAGGUUUUUUGUGACACGUACUGCUUGUUUAAGAGUUCAGAUCACCAGAUGUGUUCUUCUUUUUCAUGGUGUCAACAUGCUUUGUUCAAUGUGUCAUUUUUUAUUUGGAAAAUAAUACCUCAUUUGUCUGUUCUUUCUGCUGUAAACUGUCUUUCUGUGGUUGUGUCUUCAAUUUAUUUCAUUGUGAUACAAUCAAAAGGUGCGGUACACAGGAUGUGCAAAUAUGUAGCUUUAUAUUUAUUGUGUAAGAUCUUUAGAGAACUCUUCAGAGGAUGAUCUUAUCAUGCAUGGGAAAUGUACAUAGAGAAAUACCAUAUAAAUAUUCUUGUAUCUUCGAUGUUAUGGAACCAAAUACUGCAUGUUGCAUGAUCAAACAAAAGACUACACUUGUAGAUAGCUGCUUUCCGGCUACAAAAUGGUACAUUUUAUUGUCUAUUUUGAGUGUUGUGAUGUAUCGUCUGUAUUUUGUUCUCCGUUUUGUUAGAUUUCUAUAAUGGCAUCUUUGACUUAAUGAGCUUUGCUUAAAUGGCACCACUGAGAGUCCUUCUUUUGUAUAUUCUGAUAAUGACAGAUGGUUUUGUAGAAGACAAUGUUUAAUUUGUGCUCCUUCUUUUCUGAUGCACAUGUCCUACAAGUUAUCCUACAUGAGGAUGUAUCAGGUGGGCAAGGCAAUUCAGUCUUCAACAGAAUCAACAGUCUCUUGGAAAUCUUCACCCCAGUUGAAGUGAUGCCAUGGUCAGUACUGCCAAGCUGCAUGACAGGUUGGAAUUUUUAACGCCUUGGCACUGGAGAUUAUGAUAUAAAAGGAAAAUAAUA